UCCGCCAUUUCAGUUUGAGAGUUGGAUGUGUUGAACGAAACAGGUUAUAUUUUAACAAAGAAAUUAGUUUAGAGAAGAAGAACGAGUUUGCAAGUUAGUUGUUGCUGCUUUUGGGGGAAAAUAAAAAGGGGUUUUUUGUUUUUAUUUUUUAGAAAGCGGGUGUAAAAGUGAAGUGGCUCGAUGUUCAGUGUUUUCCGAGCAGGAGCUUUCUGUGGGAGCUGAAGUUUUUGUAUGAGUUGAGUCUACGGACUUAAGUUGGAGUGAGAAGAAGAAGAAGAAAGGCCUGGAAGAAACCCUUUGGGUUGGCCUGAAUUCAGUCAUGGCUGGUCAUUUUGACGCUGAGGACCGUGAUAGCUGGUACUGGGGACCUAUGAACCGUAAAGACGCUGUGUCGCUGCUGCAGGGCCAGAGGCACGGAAUGUUCCUGGUUAGAGACUCGACUACCAGUAAAGGAGACUAUGUGCUUUCGGUGUCGGAAAACUCCAAAGUUUCACAUUAUAUCAUCAACAGUGGAAGCAACAACCGACAAUCUGGAACAGGUCCUGCGCCAUCUCGAUUCCGGAUUGGUGACCAGGAAUUUGAUACACUCCCAGGCCUGCUGGAAUUCUACAAGAUCCAUUAUCUGGAUACCACAACGCUCAUUGAACCAGUCGCGGCACGUUCCAAGCACAGCAGCCUGAUCGGACCAUCGCCCACCGGUGUCCCAGCGAGGCAAGAAGAGGCCGAGUAUGUGCGUGCACUCUUUGACUUCCCCGGCAGCGACGAGGAGGACUUGCCUUUCCGCAAAGGUGACGUGCUGCGUGUGCUCGAGAAGACUGAGGAGCAAUGGUGGAGCGCUCAGAAUGCCGACGGGCGCAAAGGCUUGAUCCCUGUGCCCUAUAUAGAGAGAUACAGACCUGCCUCGCCAACCUCUGUAGGUGGAGGUCCUGUAGGGCAGGCGGUGGCUGCUGUCACCGCUCUGGAUGACAACGGAGCUCUGGUUCCUAGCAAGCUGGAUUACGCCCAUCCUGUGGUCAACACGCCGCUGCCCAACCUCCAGAACGGGCCUGUGUACGCCAAAGCCAUCCAGAAGAGGGUGCCCAAUGCAUACGACAAGACUGCCCUCGCACUCGAGGUGGGUGACUUGGUGACGGUAACGAAGAUCAACGUGAAUGGCCAGUGGGAAGGCGAGUGCAAGGGCAAGAAAGGCCACUUCCCGUUCACACACGUCCGCCUGCUCGACCAGCAACAGCUUGAGGAAGACAGCUGAGACACACGCACACACACUCACACUGCUCCAGUUCUCUCCACUCAACCCGUUGGAUUUUUUUUUUUUGUGUGUCUACGUAAAAAUUGCUAAAUCUAAAAACCAGCCCUGGCCACAUCAAUACUGAACAAUCUCCACACUGCAAACACACACCGAUAUCAAACUUCACUUAUCACACAAUCAUGAAACCAUAGUGUAGUGCGUGUGCUACAGAGCACCAUGUAAUGAGACUCACAGAUUGGCACAGAUUAGUCAUAACAACAGUGCCUGGUGAAUGAAUUCAUAUGGAGUAGGAACUUUUGGAUGAAGAGAUCGACUGCCACAAGCCUGCUGCGUGUGAGAGAGAGAAGGGGAAACGGUCUUUCUCAUCUUCAAACAAAUGCUAAAUGUGGACAGUCCUCACCUAGAGCAACGUUCUGAUGUGGUACUGAUGCUAUCAGUCACCCUCCAUACUGAGAUACAGAAACUAUGAUGAUGGGGGGGGAAAUGUGCCAUUACAUGUUAAAUUUAUCCCUGUGUUAAUGUUCUACUUCUGAUUUCUUUCAACACUUUUUGUUACAUUAAUAUUUUACCCUUUUUUCAUUCCUGACUCGAUGCAUUUCCACAAAAUUCUUUCUUUCAGAAAUACUUGUUUGCUAAUAGGAACUUGUCUCAAAGGAAAAAAAAAAAAAUGGAAUUCCUCAGGAAAUGCUGGGACUUCACAUUCCAAGAUUUUUUUUUUUUUGUAGGAAUGGAAGAACUCGUGAUACUGACAGAGUUUAGGAAAAGCUUCUCUUUUUUUCCCCCCUUCCUUUGUUCACAUCCAUCCAUCAUUCAUUCCAAAAGAAACUGGCCAUGUCUGCUCUGUCAGAAACUGACCACACCCACACACUUGCACAGAAACUCUGACCAUGCCUGCUUAUAGAUGACUUGCAGCCACUUGAUCAAAAUGUGCUGCGUCCUGAGCGUCCACCAUGAUGGUGGAUAUACAAAGCAACUAGGAUGGCAGCCGCUGAAGGCGUGUCUGUAAACAAUGCUGAAUUUUCUCACUUUUCCCAAGAUUUGAACGCUCGAGCGAAGAUUUGAUACAAAGAGAAGAUAGAUAUGUGUGGGUUUUGGCCCAUGUUAUUUAAAAAAGUCAGACUUUUCUGAAGAUAAGACGCUUCUACUGACCAUUGAGUACCCAGAUAUCACGUUCUGUCUGGUUUGGCUGCCGAAGAAUCAAGUCAAGUCCGACCUUGGCCGAAACACAGCCCAUGUUCUGAGUGGGUGCCCAGUCUGGAUUGUUUCUAUCGUAUAAUUUUGCUGGCGCUCCUAGAAGCGAAACGGUAAUACACGUGUUAAAAUUGGAACAACGACCGAGUGAACCACAACAAGAGAGAACGCUCAUUUUAUAGCAAAAUUCUAGCAUCACGAAAUAAAAUUCUUCCAUGAUGAUAUUGAGAGAGCUUUUGAAUCUGACCUGAGAUAAAAUGAUGACUGCAAACACGAGCUGUUUUGGUUUUCGCCUCUGUUAGAUCAGCCCUUCUGAUGUUGUUCAGCCGUGCUCGUCUCCUCUCCGUACUAAGCCUCAGAGUUUCCUCGCCCUCUUUCCGAAUCACAGACAGAAUUCUAAAAAUUUGGAACGUGCUCCGGUCACGAGUACUGUUGUGACCACGACCAUAUACAGCACAAAGAUAUGGCAGAGCUAAAAGAACGCUUAAAGCAGUGGAAAAACAAAGAGAGUUGCGAACGGCACGCGUGAAUGUUUGGUUUGUAUGGAAUGUUGCUUGACCCCGCAUUUGUAUCUCCACCAACAUGGCCGAGAUCCGGGUUUCUAUUUUGCUUUGACGUGACUUGCAAGUCAAGGAUUGCCACAAAAACUGACCACGCCCACACGCUCCCUCAUGCCUGCCCAUCUGCUAAGAAACUGACCACGCCCACCUACUCCCUCAGAAACCCUGACAACGCCCAUUCACUGACACAAAAACUGAUAAUGCCCGCCUGCUCCAUCGAGUCUACCUGCUAUCCUGGAAACUGACCACGCCCACCUACUCCCUCAGAAACUCUGACAAUGCCCAUUCACGGACACAUAAACUGAUAAUGCCUGCCUGCUCCAUCACGUCUACCUGUGAUCAUGGAAACCGACCACGCCCACCUUCUACCUCAGAAACUGCGCACUCCCACCCACUUCCACAAAAACUGACCACACCCCUUUCUUCCUUCUCGCCUGCCUAGUCUCACAGAAACAGACUGCAUCCAUUUGCUCCCACAGAAACUUUGAUCAUGUCUAUCCACUUCCACAAAAACUGACCACGCCCACUCACUCCAUUACAUGGCGUUUAGCAGUCACUCUUAUCGAGAGCGACGUACAAGAAGUGCCAAAGUCAGAAACACAAAGUGCUGAACUUCUAGACAAGAAAGUUCUAGCGCUAACUGAACAAGUGGCAAAAUAACAUUCUGUUGAGCUCCUGUAGAAACACUCUUUCUGACCGUUUGCAUAUCCACACUAUUUCAUUUCCUUGCAUUUGCCCCUGGUGUAAUCCUUCUAGGCCAUAAAAUCAGAUCCACAGACGAGCUCUACUAACCUAUAACUUUGAAUCUCAUCUCCCAGCACUAGUGAGCACACUUUAAAAGCAACUAUAGAAUCUAACAUUUCAGGUUUACGAUUUCACAUAUCACCAGCACCGUUUUUAAGUAGGUGUUUGAGUCCCCACUGUGAGCAAUAACAUUUAUUCUGCCUUAUUAGGGACCUUUCUGUGAGCUACAGCAGCUCUAAAGCAAGGCAGUACAGAUGGACACAGACAGGUGGAGCAUGAGGGGUGUCACUGCUGUCUUGCUCUAUCUGCUGAGUAAGUGACAUAAAAAGACCACCACACGGUCACGAACAGAUCCGAACGUUCACUUGUCACAUCGUUUGUUUUUGUUGGAACAGGUCCUUUACUAAAGAGUUUGGAUUACACGGAUUAUGAUCAGGAACGGCUCGUUAAGAGCUCAGGAGUGAAUUGGAGCGAUAAGCUAUAAUUACAGGACUUCUGUUAGUUUAGGAUGUUUAAAUAUCGCUGUACGGAGUCUUCUUGGAGGUCUGAUACGGGGUUUAAAUAUUCAAAUCAGAAUUUGAAUAUUCUUUUGAAUUUGUCUCGUACCAAAUUGAAUUUUUGUGGUUUGCAUAAAAGCGAGAAAGUCAGAACGUAGUACGCAGUCAGUUCAAUUAAUUUCUAAAAAGCUUAUAGUUGCUCCUGUUAUGUCACAUUAUUAGAUUUUGCUUUAAUAGUAAAGUCCAUUUCUGUCUACACACACAGGAGCAUAUUGCAAUACAGUAAGCUGCAGAAAAAUUAUAUCGUUCAUAUUUAGAUUUUUGCAUUUAAGUUCAGCUUUCUAAUGACAUGAUAGAGGCAAAUUCUUUCUAAACCAUUCCGUGAGAGAAAGCAACAACCCUAAAUUAGGAAUGAUCAAAGCAAUUUUGUGUUGUGUAUAGAGUAGAGUGGGGGAAAAAGCCCCCCUUAAGGAAAAUUCAGUUUUUCUCCAAGUUGAAAUGAACCAUGUGUUUAGUUUUAAUCAUAGUUUUGACAACAGUGACAUGAACAAUAAUGCCACCUAAAGUUUGCCUAAAGUUAAUACUUAAAUUUUUUUUUUUUAACAAAAACAAACAUUGUGCCAAGGGGGCCUUUUACCCCCCCAGUCGGGUAAAAGGCCCCCUGAGGUGGGGCAAUAGGCUCCCCUCACUCAAAAAAAGCUGUUUGGAUAGCAAAAGUGUUUACUUAAGCCUAUAAUGUGAAAGAAACAAGAAAAUAUCCCUGAAUUAAUGAAUAGAUGCAUUAUUUUAUUAUAUUUUGCAUUUUAAUUUCAAAUUUUUUUUAAAUUUCAAUUAUUUUUAAUAUUAAGUUCAAAUUACUUGCUUUACUCAACCAGGUAAGCGAGAUGUUAUUAAAAACUAUGUAUCUGCUAUUCAGAAAUGUAUGAAAUACAGUAAUUAUGAUAAAAGGAAACGAUGCCCCCUGGGGGCCAUUUACCCCGCCAUUAAGGGGGCGUUUUACCCCACAGACUACUUUUACAAAAAAGGGUCUUACUUUCAAAAUGUGAUUCAACUUUUGAUACCUAAUGUAUUUUUUUUUUUUACAUACUGACUUGUCUACUCAUACCACAUACACAGCUGUGAUAUCUGACGAAAUAGCAGCUAUCUAAAUACAGUUUUACUGAUAUCCGAAAAUUAUAUCACUUACCAUGAAAUUUGAUUUCUCUCCGCUGCGUUGCUGAUAUGCGAUCCACAGUGGAUAUUUGUAUAUCCCCGUUGUCAAGCCAGCCCAUAGCAACAAUAGAAAUGUAACUUUGCGCCAUCUGGUGGUUAUUUUGGGUAAAACAGGCCGGGGGCGUAUUACCCCACGGGGGCUUUUUCCCCACUCUAUAGCUGACAUUUCGUGGCAUGUAGCGCGUCCUCUGAUUGUAAUUGUUUUUAAAGCGGUUUUAUGAGCUGAUGGGUGUUUAUUUGCCUAAAUGAAUUUCAGUGUUUGCGACUGCUCGAGUAGGGCCUAUUCACACGCAGCAGUGUUUAUGGCUUUAUUAUUUCUAUACAGUAUUGCGUGCUGUUGACAUUCAGGACACUACAGAGGUUGAGCACGUGCCAGACGCCGCCCCGUAACAGCUAUGCAGCUGCAUACGUCAUUUGCAUAUCAUCACAUACGGAUAUGAGUAACGCGUGUUAUAAUAGACGUGUCGAUGCUGGUUUUAAUUUUCCCACAAUACGUCCGAUUAAAACUCAGGUCAAUCCUGUUUAGUCCUGAGAAAUCACAUUAGCAUGGCUGUAGAGUCUCCCAGAAGGCAUUGCGAUUUAUUGUAGUUUUUUUUUCUUUUUUUAAAUAUAAAUAGAGACUUGCAGAGACUCUGUUAACCACUUCCUGUUGUAAUACAAGUGACCACUUGACCUAGCGAUAUAGCUGGUAUGCAUUUCAUGCACAGUAAUAAGAGGAAGUGGGUGAUGGGGCAUUAAAAAGAGUACAAAACUGUGGUUUGGAUGAUGGUAUGAUAUGACAUGACAUCACGCUAUGCUUAUCUGGGCUUUAUGAGUGUCAUCAGAUAUCAACACUCCUGUAACGAGUAACCAGUUAGACCUUUUUGUUGUUCCAUUUCCCUGUUCAUGCUUCAUUUUUGUACAUUUUGUAAAUAGUAAAAAAUUUAUGACCGUAGCAUUUUCAUAAUGCGUUUGCAUUUUGUUCAUACGUCAGCAGAGUUCAGUUGCGUUGCGUAGUGUUAAUUGUGGAAAAAGCAUCAUGGUACAUAAUAAUUUCAACCGGUCCUGAAUAAAUACACACAGGAUGUUGAGUCACAUCAGCUUUUUAAUCCACUUAUUGAAAAUGCAAUGCUUAUUAAACCACUUAUUGAAAUUACUUUAAUAUUCUGAGGUGUUUUUCCUGAAGUCGAAGAGUAAUGAUGAUUUCCCCUGAUUAGCAGGAGGUUAAUCAGUGAUUCACUCUCUUUAUACCACUGUUUCAAUUAUUUUAUUUACAUGUCCGUUGUCAGACUUGCGUACUCGUUGUAACUUGGGCUCUUUGUCCUUCACUUGUCCUGACGAAAAGGGUAGAUACUGUACUGAGAAAUUAAUGCUUUGAAUAUUAAACACGAGAAAAGAGACCGGCAAAACUGAAGAGACCAUUCUGUUUGUUUAAAAAGACAGAAAUGCUCGUCUACACAAAUGUGUAUUUGUAUGCUUUGGACUGAAAGGGGGUUAUAUGUAUGUAGUAAAAGUUAGUUUCUAGAAAACCAGGAUGUUUCAGACAGAAGUCCUUCGUCAACAAAAUUCUUCUACAUUUUUCUGUUUGUCCAAAUGUCCAGUUUUUCUAGCUUUUAUUGCAUUUACAUUGCGACGUGUGUGUAUAUGUAUACUGUGUAUAUAUACACACCCAUUUCUUUCUUUUUAAAUAGCAUAGGAAACAUUCUCCAGCUUCCAGCAAGUCUCAGGCUAAUCACAUGUGUUCUUGAUGUCAUCUUGCACGUUUUACUAAAUACUAAUAAUUUGGUUAAACAGGAUGAAAGUGUCUUGGAAAUGCCACCUUCCGGUGCGAUCCAUCAUAUACAGUUUUAAUUACGUUUACAGUAUUUCAUCCUUCCUUCAACAGACUUUUCUUCCCAAAGUGGAUGAUCUUUCAGUAUGAUCACGAAGCAUUUCAUUCAGGAGGUCUGUUAAUCACGCAAGUUUGGAAAAUUUGUUCACCACGUUGACUUGUGGUAUUAUGCACCUUACCUCCUACAUCAACCCUGUCGUUGUCUUGUUGUUGUUUUUAUAUUUUAUAUAUAAAAAUGCUUUGCUUCCAUUUUCCUUGCAUGGAAAAGGAGGAGUGGAAAUUGUUCAUGUUGACUUAAAGUGCCAAUUGUAUUAAAGUUAUCAUUUGAAGUCUAAAUUUUCAUAUUAUGGGCCAUGUAUUGUUUACUAUACUUAUUAAAUAAAAAUGUAUUACCAAA
This is a messenger RNA of Neoarius graeffei (lesser salmon catfish), 7660 nucleotides long. RefSeq names its product adapter molecule crk-like. NCBI's taxonomy places the organism in Eukaryota, Metazoa, Chordata, Actinopteri, Siluriformes, Ariidae. Gene Ontology annotation, molecular function: protein binding. Bases 320 to 1249 code for a protein of 309 amino acids. The transcript is spliced from 3 exons. The record is from RefSeq and is a predicted model, not a curated record.